This is a messenger RNA of Cuscuta campestris, 2069 nucleotides long. Lineage: Eukaryota; Viridiplantae; Streptophyta; Magnoliopsida; Solanales; Convolvulaceae. The record is from the annotation of a GenBank genome assembly.
AGCCCACAACUCAACCCUGUGUUGUUUUCUUGAAGUCCAUAUUAUUUUUACAGUCCAGCCCAACCCAACCCAAAUGGACACAGCCCCAAGGGUGUAGCUUCGUUUCAGCCAAAGUGCAAAAUAUCCCAGAAGACUAAAAACCAGAAAACUUCGAUAACCUGAAAUGGCGGUUGCAGGGGCCUCUCCGUCGUUGGAGAUUCUGAUCAGAGGACCAGAAGGCUAUGCUAUUUGGGACGGGCCACCUUUCCCGGAUGGUCAACCCGGUAUCAAGCUUGCUACAGUCCCCUGUACAAGUGCAAAGUUUAGCGAAGAUGGUUCGAAACUCAUGGUUGUGAAAUCGGGGUCGCUAAUUAGCGUACAUGAUAAUAGAACCUUGAAGGAGAUUAGGGUUUUUGAAAUCCCCAAUUUGCUUGCUGGAGAAAUUUCCCCCUGUGGAACUUACCUCCAGACAUUCCAGAAAUGCAUGUCCCCGCAGGACAAAAACGUGGUCUUAUGGAGGGUGGAGAGUGGCGAAUCUGUUUACAAGUCGUUUCAGAAGAACGUAACAAAAGCUACAUGGCCGUGUGUGAGAUUUAGCUCUGAUGAAAUGGUUGCUUGCCGAUUGGCAACCAAUGAGAUGCAACUUUUUGAUGGCGGAGACUUCUCAAAAGGAAUAGUGCACCGGAUUCGAGUUCCUGGCAUAGCUGCACUAGAGCUUUCUAAGAGUCCCGGAUCUUUUGUGGCUGCAUUUGUUCCUGAAUCUAAGGGAAUGCCAGCCAGCGUUCAAAUAUAUACCUCUGGAAAGGACUCGCAAUCCCCUGUUGCUCGGCGUAGUUUUUUCCGGUGCUCCACUGUGCAGAUGAGAUGGAACAGUGGGUCAACUGGACUCCUAGUGUUGGUGCAAUCAGAUGUUGAUAAAACUAAUCAGAGUUACUAUGGCGAGACAAAGUUAAACUACUUGACUUCUGAUGGGGCCCAUGAAGGACUUGUUCCUCUUCGUAAAGAAGGGCCUGUUCAUGACGUUCAGUGGUCAUACAGUGGCAAAGAAUUUGCAGUUGUUUAUGGAUUUAUGCCUGCCAUGGCAACAAUAUUUGACAGGAAAUGCAAUCCCCUUCUUGAGCUUGGGACAGGCCCAUACAACACAAUUAGAUGGAACCCAAAAGGAAAGUUUAUAUGCUUGGCCGGAUUUGGGAACUUGCCCGGUGAUAUGGCAUUCUGGGAUUAUGUUGAAAAGAAGAAAGUCGGGGUUACCAAGGCUGAAUUAUCAGUGUCAAGUGAAUGGUCUCCUGAUGGGCGUUACUUCAUGACUGCCACAACAGCUCCUAGACUCCAAGUUGACAAUGGGAUUAAAGUAUUUCACCACAAUGGAGCACUGUACUUCAAGAAGAUGUUUGAAAAAUUGUACCAGGCUGACUGGAAACCCGAGUCACCAGAUAAGUUUGGUGAACUUUCACAACUCGUGGAGGCUGUCGACUCUCUGAAAAUUGGCGAGACUAAAACUCAAGGACAAGGAGCAAAAACAUCCAAAACCAUACCUGCCAACCCUCCUACACAAAAGCCCGCUGCUUAUCGUCCCCCGCAAGUUAAGGAAGCAGCAGCUAUCAAAGCACAGUUACUUGGUGAAAGUCCUUCAGGAGAGAUGAGUAAGAAUGCUCUGAGAAACAAGAAAAAGAGGGAAAAGCAAAGGGAGAAAAAGGCAGCCGAAGCUGCUUCUUCUGCCCGUGAAUGAAAGAUUCAUAGCCAAAAGAAGCCGUUGUCAAGUUCCCACCCGUUUUUGCACCGUGUUUGGGCCGAGCUGAGGCCAAUUGGUUUUGGAGCCUUGAAGCUGAGCCAAUUCAGUUGAGUUGCUUCUGUCUUAUCCCCUCCCACAAAUGUAUUGUGUUAUGUGUUAUUCAGCAUUUGUUCUGUGCUGCACUUCUUUGGCGAUUGUUUCAUUUAAUGUUGUGUUAGGAUAUAUUUCUAAUUUUUUUUUAAUUUUAAGAUAUAUGUUGUUUGCUGAAAUAUUAUACGGCUUUAUAUCAUAGUUUUCAUAGCCAAACUGGCAGCCAAACCGGUUUUGUCAUUUAUUUACAGGGGCAGAUCCAGUUAUU